Insectozyma verbasci is the source of this 625-nucleotide messenger RNA. Lineage: Eukaryota; Fungi; Ascomycota; Pichiomycetes; Serinales; Debaryomycetaceae. The record is from the annotation of a GenBank genome assembly.
AUGUCAUCAUUCAUUGUUAGAAGAAAAUUAUCAACUUUAAUUCCACCAAAAAUUGCAUCCGCAAAAGUAUGUAACAGGAAUAACUAAGGGGAAUUGAGAUUGAAUUAAUGAGACCAUUGUUGAAAAGACAAGAUUGAACUGAGAUUAAGAUACUAAUGGAAUUAUUUAAGGACAUUGUAUAAGAAUUAUAAAAUCUGGUUGAUGUAGACAUGAACUUACUCAGGAACAAAUAGGGCUCAAUAGGAAUGGAAGAAUCUUUAAUAAUUCAGUUUUACGCAUGGCACAACAAAUUCAGGUUAAAUUAAAGAUAUAUCAGUCAAUUACUCACUCAAUUCACAUAAAACAUACUCCAUUUAUGAUAAGUAUACUAACAUUUAAUUUUUAGAACCUUGGAUCAAAUCCACAUGCUAAAAGAAUGCAAGAAGUUGUUUCAUUUUAUAAAAAAUUACCACAAGGACCAGCACCAACAGCUAAAAAAUCAUUAAAUCCAAUUACAAGAUAUUGGGAUAAAUAUUUAGGUGGUGAAAAAGGAUCAGGUAAACCAUUAUUACAUUUAGCUUUAGUUAUUAUGGCAUUUGGUUAUACGUUAGAAUAUCAACAUUUAAAACAUGCUGAACAUCAUUAG